Molecule: messenger RNA, 2390 nt
Organism: Dalotia coriaria
Lineage: Eukaryota; Metazoa; Arthropoda; Insecta; Coleoptera; Staphylinidae
Gene: Noc2
Product: Nucleolar complex protein 2
Exons: 4
Coding region: 62-2296 (744 amino acids)
Biological process (GO): ribosomal large subunit biogenesis; negative regulation of transcription by RNA polymerase II
Cellular component (GO): Noc1p-Noc2p complex; nucleolus; nucleoplasm
Molecular function (GO): histone binding; transcription corepressor activity
Source: RefSeq, a predicted model, not a curated record
AUUAACAAACGCACGUGCGGUUGUAUUCCGACGUUCAAAAACACGCGAGAAAUUGUGUAAAAUGGGCAAACUAGCAAAGAAAACCACGAUGAAAAGUAAAAUAAAGAAACCUAAAAUAAAAACAUUUAAGAAAGUUAAACCCAGCGGUACAUCACAAGCCAAAAUUACCAAAGGCCUCAAAAACAUAAAGAAACAACACAAAGAAAUAGAAGAUCAUGAGCUCUCCGAGCAAGAAGAAGACAUGAUUACGGACACAGAAAAUAAUGAUGUUGCUUCAGAAGUUGAUGAAGUUGACAACAUCGACACCCAAAAUGAUCAAUCAGACAAUGAAGGAUCUGAUUCUGGUGAUGAAGUACAUGACCACCAGGCUGCUUUAGAACGCCUGAAAGAAACUGACCCAGAAUUCUACAAGUUCUUGCAAGAUAAUGACAAAAAACUGCUGCAGUUUAAUGUGUCUGACUCUGAAGGUGAUUCAGAUGCUGAAAAAGAGGAAGAAGAUGAAGUUCAUCAGCCUGGUGAGCUUGAAGUUGCCAGUGAUGAGAGUGAUUUUGAAGAUGAGGAUGGAGAAGCAUCUUCUAAUAAACAAAUUACUUUAAAAAUGAUUAAAGCUUGGCAACAGGAACUGCAACAACCACAGAAAAACAACAAAACCAUUGUUAUGGUUGCAAAGGCAUUCAACGCCGCAUUGCGCAGCGUUUCCCCGGACGCGGAACGCAAUGGUGCUUACAUAGUUAAAGGCUCUGCUGUGUUUAAUGGAGUUGUACAACUAUGUGUGCUGUAUCUCGGCCCGGCGGUGCGCAGUUUUCUCCAGCUGAAGAAAAGUCAACAAGCGCACAAAAGCAAACGCUUCACAAAGAUAAAAACGGCGAUGAAACAGUAUUUCACCGAUCUGCAUGAUUUGCUGAGCAAUGUGACCAGUGGCAACAUUCUCAACGUGUUGCUUAAACAUCUUCAUUACAUGUCUUCUAUUUUGAUAUCUUUUCCUAGCUGCGGAAAGGCGAUCGUGAAGAAAUUAAUCGCGCUCUGGGCGAGCGCUAGCGAUGAAUCUGUGCGUGUUGUCGCCUUUCUGUGUAUCCUGAGGCUGGUGAACUUGCAGCGUGAGUCUUUGCUGGAUUACGUGCUCAAAACCAUGUACAUUGCUUAUGUGAAGAACGCGAAGUUUGUCAGCGUCAACGCACUACCCAGUAUUAACUUCAUGCGUCGUUCAUUAGUAGAAAUCUACGCUUUGGAUGCAGCUUCGGCCUAUCAACACGUGUUUCUCUAUAUUCGGCAGUUGGCGAUUAAUUUGCGCAAUGCCAUCGUCGAUAAUAAAAAGGAGAAUCUUCAUAUUGUUUAUAACUGGCAGUUUGUUAACAGCUGCAAGUUGUGGGGCAACUUUCUGGGUCAAGCGGCGGGAAAACCGCAGGUACAGGGUUUGAUCUAUCCCUUUGUGCAGGUGUGUUUGGGAACGUUGAAGUUAGUGCCUACUGCGGCGUAUUUUCCACUCCGCUUUCACCUCGUGCAGGUUCUCAUUGAUUUGAGUCGGGACAGCGGCGUAUACAUCCCGGUUCUUCCUUUUCUCACUGAGGUAUUGACCACGUUCGACUUUAACAAGAAACACACGAAGGUUUCGAUGAAACCUUUGUCAUUCACGACUGUCUUGCGAAUGGGUAAGGCGCAAAUGAUGGAGAACGGUUUCAAGGAUGCUAUUAUCGACGCACUCUACGGUUGUCUCUUGGAAUAUCUCUCAGCGCAUUCACAUAGUAUUGCAUUCCCGGAUUUGGCUUUAUUCGCCAAGUGUCAGAUCAAAGUUUUCCUGAAAAAGUGUUCGGUAGCGAAGUACCAGCGGAAGAUGCAGCAAUUACUCGAGAAGAUAGACGCGAAUGUGUCACACAUCGAGUCUGAGCGCGCGAAACUCACGUGCAGCCUCGCCGAGGCGAAGAAAAUCGAAGGGUUUGAAACGCAGAUCAAAAACAGCGGCACGCCACUAAGUACCUUCUUUGAGAGCUGGGAUAAGGUACGCAAUAUUAAGCGUAGCAAACAGGCCACCAACAAUGAGGAAGUGGGCGAUUAUAAUCUACCCAAACUUAAGAAGACGUCGACGAUCGCGAAAGAGCCGAGGAAACAUGUUGACUCCGAUGGGAAAGUUGUGCUGUUUCCUAGUGACAGUGAAGAUGAUGGUGAGGAGGAGAAAGAUUCGCGCCCUAAGCGAGGAAAACGGGCUGGCAGAGGAAAGAAACCGAGCGAAUUUGAGAGAGGAAAGCCGGUAAUUGCAAAUGACGCCGGCGACAUAGUGGAAGAUAUAGUUGAUUGGUAAUUGUUAUUAUAGUUAGAAGUAAGGAAAUUUUGUUUGUAAAGUGAGGUACAACUAUGAUGUGUUGUUGCUACUGGAAUAAAAAGAUUGAAAACAA